CCGUCGUCGUCGUCGUCGUCGUCGCCGCGGGGUCUCGCGUCACCGUCGCCGCGGCUUAUUAUACGGCCCGAGCCCGUGCGCGCACCAUCGUCGUCGCUGUCCUCGCUGUCGUCGCCACCGCUUACGUAAGUCGCGACUCGAGCCGCGUUUUUUUGACGCGAUACACGAUUAAUACGAUUAUAUACAUGUACAUACGUGGGGACGUCGCGGGAAUUUAAAGAUUUUAAGCGAAGACGUACAACGUCGAUCGCGAUUACGAAUAUUAGUUGAGAUCCGGCGCGCGAGUGCACGGGAGAGACUCGAGGAGGAGGAGAGGGAGAAGGAGGACUCUUGUUCGAAACGAUCAACGAGGGAUCGAAUGCCACUACCGUUUCACGAGGUCGUGCAGCCGUGGCAUGGUGACCGACGACGGUCCGCUUCUUAUGUCAACGCGACGCCGCCGCAGCGGAAGAGCGCCGUGGAGGCCGCCUAUGCAGCGCGUGCACGCGCGUGUAAACCGGGCCGCCGGAAUCAAUCGAUGAACGAGAGUCACGGACGCCGUGCGGACGAGUGCAGGACCCCGCAGGCAGAGGAUGCGAUCGCGCGCGCUUAAAUCGCCGCCGCGCGGACCUCGAGUGAUGAUACGUACGUAUCGAAUUUUGUAUCGCGCGCGCGCGCGCCCCGUGCCGUGCCGCUGGGGAAGUCGGAAGGUGCGAGCGGCUUCGAAGUUUCCCGCGCGACGAUAAAGCGCCAAUUCGUUGAUCCUACGGACGCGUUAAUGCAACGGUGAGACGCGACAGCUAUAUUAGGCGCACCGAAAAACCGAAAGGACGAGAGUGAGAGAUAGAGAGAGAGAGAGAGAGAGACAUACAUACAGAGAGAGGGAAGAACCGUCGCCGUGCGAUCGGGUUUUAAUUAAUCGCCGUGCGAUCGGGUUUUAAUUAAUCGCCGUGCGAUUAUAUUCAUUCGGCGAGUCCGCGAGUCGCGAGAAAAGCAGAAGCGCGCGACCCCCCGCCGAAGGCCCUUUCGAGUUUCGCGGUGGGAGUCUCGCGUCGUGAGUCGCGCCGACACGGUGCUAGUCGUGCUCCGAGGCUUCUUAUACGUCACGUGACCGCCGGCGCCGGAGCACACCUUUCCUCCGCGAGGGGCACGCGAUCGCGACAUCACUCGGCAAUUUGACCAUCUACGAAACGUACACACUCCGCGGUCGGUCGGUCGGUCGGUCGCCGCCGCUGCAGUGCACACGCUCAGCUCAGCACGCUCGACGUGGUCUUUCGGAACGCGCGCGUCGGUUCCACCGCGCCGGGUGCGCGCAGAACACGCCACACGACGUGUGCAUGUGGGGACUUGGCGGAAACGCGGGAUAACAAUAUAUAUAUAACGCACACACGCACGUCUACUCCGGAUUUCGCGCCUCGCCGUUUUCGCGGUCGAACGUGUGUGUCGCGUGGUGCACCGCCGCCACCGUCGUCGCCGCCGCCUCCCCGCCCGUCGGGCUCUUUUCCGCGCGGCUUUCCCGUCCCGAUACCGGCGAGCGAGUGAACGCGCGCGCGCGCGCACACGCUCGUAUACGCGCGUCUCUCUCACGUAAUAACCGCGUGUGUGCGCGAAGGGUGUGCGGUACGCCCCGUUGUAUGUCACGCGUGUGCUCUCGCGACGACAAGUAAGUGCCGGCUUGAGAGUUCCGCCCGUCGCAGCACGCGGCUCGAAGAUGGAGAACACGACGUGUCCGACUAACGUGCUGGGGAGCGCGAGCGUGACCGGCUCGACGAUGAUGCUGAUGAUCGCCACGUUGAUCGCCGGCGGGGUCAUCCUCGUGAUCUACUACGCCGUGGGCCGGCGAUCGCGUUCCCGUCAGGACUCGCAGAAAACGGCGUAUUACAGUCAUGAAAUCGUACCAGCAUCAAAAUCGCCCAUGUAUAUACCACCGUCACCAUCAGUACCGAUGCAGCCCCGCGAGUUCGGCAAUAAACGCGCGAAAAACAAGAAACGUCGAGAGGCCCAGCAAGAACGAGUUCUCCCGUGGUCGGUGACUACGCUGAAGGGACACACCGGUCUGGUUAACGACAUGAACUUUUCCAGCAAUGGCAGAUACCUAGCGAGCUGUGCCGAUGAUGAGAGCUCGCGAGAGACGAGAAGGCAUGUCCAGUCCUCCGGGCAGUAUAUGUAUAAGAAAAAAGAGUCCAAGAAGAAGGCAUCUACGCCGCUGCAGACGGACUGCAAGGAAUCGCAGAGCUCCGCGCGUCGCGAAGAUAAAGAGACCGGAAAAGCGUCCAAGAGCAGGAGCUGGGAAUCGUCGAAGUUCCGCUUUCAACAUGGCAAGACGCCGGAGGGGCCUGCGCUCGAGGUGUUCACCAGCGACACGUCCAGCAACGACGACAUCCCGGACGAGAGCCAGCGGCAGAUGAUGUUCGUGAGCGACAUACCCGCUGCCUGUCUGGCGUCCACGUUGAGCAAGUACAUGCUGACACCGAAGGAAUUGUUCGAUCAUGGCUACCCCAUUGAGAUCGAUCCGAUUCUCUAUCCGGGUUACGCCAUGAUAAACAACGUGUCGUACCCGUCGGGCCCCAAGAUCGACAGUGACAGCGGUCAGUACAGCAAUUCCAGCUCGUCCGACAAUUCCGAGCAGGAGAGCUCGUCCGACAACGAGAAGAACUUCGACGGCAAGAACAGUGCCGGUAAGGAGAAGAGCUCGGACGGCAAGAGCAACUCCGAGAAUGAGGAAGGUCGCGACAGUAUGAACAGUUCCGACAACGAGAGGAGUUUGGACGACAAGAAGAGGUCGGGAAACGAGAAGGGUUGCGACAUCGGGAGCAGCUCCGACAGUGAGAAGAGUCCGGACAGUAAGAAGAGCUCCGGAGGCGACAGCAGCUGCGACAGCGGGAGCAACUCCGGCAGCGAGAAAAGUCCGAGCGGCAAGAAGGGCCCCGGACAGAAGAAGAGCCGCGACAGAGAGGGUUUGAACAGCAAGAGACUCGGCAAACGAGAGAAAGGCCACGACAACGAGAGCGGUUUCGACAGCGAGAAGAGCCCGAACAACAGGAGGGGAUCCGGCGGCAGCGCGGAACUAUUGGAGAGGACGUGCGUCAGAUGCGACAAGGUGUUCCACGCCGAUCAGAACGGCGAGUAUCUGAGCGCGGAGCGUUGCGUCUACCACUGCGGCAAGCUCUACAACCGCAUGACCAACGACAGCUGGUACUGGACGUGCUGCAACCAGGCAAGGUUCUCGCGGGGUUGCACCGAGUGGAAGUUGCACGUGUGGACCGGUCUGGUCCCCGGGGUGAACGGGCCGUUCCCCGGUUACGUGCAAACCAGGCCGUCCCCGGUAUUCUCGCACAACAACAACUACGGCGUCUACGCGUUGGACUGCGAGAUGUGCUUCACGCUGCAGGGUCUCGAGCUCGCCCGGGUGAGCCUCGUCGACAUAUACGGCCAGACGGUGUACGACACGCUUGUCAAUCCGAGCGCCGAGAUAAUCGAUUACAACACGAAAUUCAGCGGCCUCACGGAAGCGGAUAUGUUGUACAACGUCACCAAGACCCUACCGGAGGUGCAGACCGACCUGCUGAAUUUCAUCCACGCCGAGACGAUACUAAUGGGCCACGGUCUCGGGAACGAUCUCAAAGCGCUGCGCCUGAUUCACAAAAACGUGGUCGACACCUGUGUGAUGUUCCCGCAUUACCUCGGCCUGCCGUACCGCAACGGCCUCAAGACGCUGGCGCGCAGGGUGCUCAACCAGAAGAUACAGGAGGAGACGCACAACUCGAUCGAGGACGCCCUGGUCGUCAAGGAUCUCGUGCUGCGGAAGGCCCAUUACGAAUGGAACGAGUCUCUUUUAUGGCAGAUGAAUCAUAGAUAAAAUCGUGCGAUACACCUCGAGAAGGGAGGUCAUCUGCGUUUAAAAAAAAAAAGUAAAGAACUUAUUUGACAGAAGGAUUCACGGUGAGAUCAUGUCGCGACUGGAAGCGCGCGUGCCCGUAUAAUUGAUAUAAUGAUUAAUUCGUGUGAGAAGCCAGGGGAAAACCGCGUUCUUUUUUUUUCCUAGUGUUUGUUUCCAGGGGUGAAAUCUGUGAUAUUACACAUAUAGUGCAAUGCGUUCCUCACGUGCGUUCCCGCGUUCCGCUCCUGCUCUCGCCUACCGACGAGAAGAGGGGGUCGCGAUUGUACUCUCGCACACAAUACAUAACACAGACGUAAAACAAACAGCGCGAAUAUACAUGUAACUGACAAUCAUCACGGAGAGAAGUUUACAACAGAUCACGCGCAAAACGUCGAACAUUUCUCGGAGACUUUUAAAUCUGUACUCUAUUUUUUUUUUUUCGUACUCUUUGUACCUUUCAUACUACUCUACGCUCUACUGUCUGUGCUAUAUAUCGCUAUAUGUACUAUACGCCUUUUACCUGACUACUACUAUCGAUCUGAUUACUUUAAUACUUUAUCUCGAACACUCGUUACUUUUAACUUUCGAAUUGAACGACGAUCGGUUUAUUGAUUGAGCACUUUAUAUAUUUCAAAUUUUAUAUUUCAAUUAAUUAUGUUCGACUAAUUAAUCGGAGCCUCCUUUGAAUUUUUAUCUUUCUCCGAUGUGCAUUUUUUUUUUUUAAUAAGAUAUUCGUAUGUGUUUUGUGUUGUAUAUACGUAAUUUUCAUAGCGUUUUAUACUUUGUACAUAUUAUUAUGUCGCAUAUUGGAUCGCAAUUUUGUACUCGCAAAAAAAUAUGUGUAUUCGUAAAAAUCUACGUAUUUAACAUGGA
Wasmannia auropunctata (little fire ant) is the source of this 4732-nucleotide messenger RNA. RefSeq lists its product as uncharacterized. Gene Ontology annotation, molecular function: nucleic acid binding; protein binding; exonuclease activity. Gene Ontology annotation, cellular component: nucleus. The coding region runs from base 1691 to 3838 and encodes 715 amino acids. The record is from RefSeq and is a predicted model, not a curated record. Lineage: Eukaryota; Metazoa; Arthropoda; Insecta; Hymenoptera; Formicidae. The transcript is spliced from 3 exons.